GCAUCAUAAGGGCCUUCGCACACAAAUUGACAUAACAGUAACGUAAGACGUACCGUAAGAAUUAAUCAAUUAUGAUCGAAUAUUCAUAAAAAUGGCGACCUUACGGUUCAACGAUUCUCAACAUGAUUAGUCAAUUCUUACGGUACGUCUUACGUUACUGUCAAUUUGUGUAUGAAGACCUUAACCAUAGUUGAAUUUUGGGACACAUCCCAGAUGGUUAACACUUGCGCAUGCGCGCAUGAGACAUCUAUCUUCUUCUUUUAUGUCUCCAUCUCUCAUCACGCACUGCUUUCAUUACUGGUCGACAGUUUUCUAACGAAGGCAGCGGACGGGUGGUACCUCGUACGACCUCGUGUGAAUAAACGUGCGAGACGCCGUGUGUAUUAUCGCAAUUGUGAGAAAUGGGUGGCGAAGAAGGACUCGGCGUGACCACCGGUCAACCGAAUCUGUGCAAACAAGAUCUAUCCAAAUUGGAUGUGAGCAAAUUAACUGCAUUGUCCCGUGAGGUAAUCAGCAGACAAGCAACAAUUAAUAUUGGUACCAUCGGGCAUGUAGCGCACGGAAAAUCGACGAUUGUAAAAGCAAUUUCGGGUGUACAAACUGUACGUUUUAAGAAUGAAUUGGAGAGGAACAUUACUAUUAAGCUCGACUCGGCGGACGGUAGCAGCGGCGAAAAGGCAGAUAUAUCCGGCGGCAAAAGCGCAAUGCCGGCCGUUUACCGAAAACGACACCUCUCCCCUGGAGACAUUGAUACAUUGCCACCGUUCGCCAAGCAGCCCAAGCUCGAUGAGAAUCGCAACAAGUCCCGACGACUGGACAGCAGAGACAUUUUCCUCCGCUCCUCCUCUUCAACAUCAUCAUUGUCGACGACUUCGUCAUCGUCGUGGUCGUCGUUACCAUCAUCACCAUUGCCAUCGUCGUUGCCAUCAGCGUCAUCGUCGUCAUCGUCAUCCUUAUCAUUGUUACCAUCGUCGUCGUCGUCGUCAUCGUCAUCAUCAUCCUCAUCGUCGUCGUCAGUAUUGUCAUCGUCGUCAUUAUCGUCGUCAUCAUCGUUGUGGUCGUCGUCGUCGUCAUCAUCGUCGAAGCGACUACGGACGCGAGCGCAGCGGACGUUAGAUAUGAUGUACGUGACUCGUAGACACGACAGCAGAAGGAGUCUGGGACAGCAGAAGGACUCAAUGGACAGAGGCAGCGACGGCAGACAAUCCGACGAGGAGUCGUCGGAUAGUCGGCUGUCGGUGCGCGUGGACGGCUACUUGCACGACUUGGUGCUGAAGGAAGUGCGGGUGUUGCUGCACGACAUCAAGUACAGCAAGGAAUACGGCAGCGACGAGGCGAUGACGAAAGAAGAGGGCAAAUUCGGCCCCUCGUCCAAGAAGAAAUCGAAGAGGCUGUGGGAAGUGGAGAAGAUCCUGCAGAAGCGCAAACAGCGCGGCGACAAGGAGCCGCACUACUUGAUCAAGUGGAAGGGCUGGGAGUUCACAUACAACACGUGGGAGCCGCGGCGCAAUCUUAUCAACUGCGAAUAUCUGUUGCGCGAAUUCGAGGAGAGCCGCCAGAAACUGAUCGACCAGUUUAAGGCGCGGGAAAGCUUCUACCCGGAUGCGCGCGACGCCGAGCGUCUCUUGGCCGAGCUGCGCUGCCAAGGUAUAUCGAUAGACGAUCUCGACACGUUGUCGAACGAGGUCGACUGUGUGUACAGCAAUAUCCGUUUGCAUCUGAAAGACUCGCGCCGUCAGCAAGACAAUACGAAGAUCAAACGACAGAUUCUGCAUAUGCUACUUCGUGAGCUAAGAUGCGAUCAGUUGGAGUCGCUGCAGGAUUGGGAGAACGAGAUGAACUUCAUCGCGAAGUGCAAGCCGACGAUACGGGUGGAGAACCUGGUGGAUCUGGAGGGCGCGCCACAGGAUUUCUACUACAUAGACAACUAUCUACCGGGCACAGGCGUCAUAAUUCCGGACGACCCGCCGAUCGGCUGCGAAUGCGGCGUCUGCGAAGCCAAGUCCAGCUGCUGCUUCGCGCAGAACGGUCAGUCGUUGCCGUACACAUCGACCGGCCGGGUACGCGUGUCACCAGGGAUACCAAUCUACGAGUGCAACAAACGCUGCACCUGCAACGCCAGCUGUCCAAAUCGCGUGGUACAGCGCGGCACGAGCACUCAGCUGUGCAUCUUUCGUACGGACAACGGCCGCGGCUGGGGCGUGAAAACCCUGCGGGCGAUCAAGAAAGGUACCUUUGUUGUCCAUUACGUAGGCGAGGUGAUCAGCAGCGAGGAGGCUGAGAGACGGGGCAAACAGUACGACGUCACUGGUCGGACGUAUCUCUUUGACCUCGACUACAACGAGACCGACGGUCAGUGCCCCUACACUGUGGACGCCGCUAUGUACGGCAACGUCUCGCACUUCAUCAAUCACUCGUGCGACCCGAACCUCGCGGUCUACGCGAUCUGGAUCAAUUGCUUGGACCCGAACCUGCCAAAUCUCGCAUUAUUCGCCAUCAAAGACAUCAAACAAAACGAGGAACUCACCUUCGACUACACCUGUCAGACGUCACGCGGCAACGAGAAGAUGCGGCAACAGCUACGCGACACGCCGGACGCCGUCGUCGCGAAAAAUAAGACUCUAUGCAAGUGCGGCGCUGCGACGUGUCGGCGGUAUCUCUUUUAAGCGAGAGCCCAUCGCUCGGAGGUCCUUUUCUCUUUUAUCUUUGUUUCUUUUUCGAAAGAUAAUGUGUGUAUCGAUCGGCAUGAACACCUUAUCGACCUUUCUCCUUCACAUUCUCUCCUGAACUAGAGCCUCAUUGUAAUCUACAAAGAGAAACGAGUCAUCAUGAUUCGUUGUUGACUCAGCAAACACGAUUCCCUCGAUCGUCUGUGUUAACGAUUACUUGAGGAAAGUGAGAUGAAUGAUGACGACAUGCGCGAGCAUAAACUAGAAGCUUUUUGAAAUGCUGCUAUUGCGUGUCGUUUCAUCAUUCUAAUCGCGAUCAGGAUUGUUCUCCUUUAAUUUUACUAUAUUAGGGAGGUAAAGUGAUUCUUUUGGUGCUACAGAAUACAGAAAUAAUUUAAUGCAAGAAGUUUUACCUUGGUUGAGUCGUGUAUGAAACUAAUGAGAUUUUAAAGGCGCGAGUUAUGCAAGAAAUCGCUGCUCAUUGACUGACGAGAGAGAAACUAUGAGAGAUAGUGCGAUCGUUGGGGUGUGAACUUUUUUAGAUAUAUCUUAAAUUACUUUCAACAAAAUAUAUUGCUAGUUAUACGAUUUUAUUUUCAAUAGAUUUAAUGUUUAUUUUUAUAUGUCUAGUUAAUUGCACGAAGUACAGCACUAAGUAUCGGUCUACAAUCUCGCUUUAAGCUUUAAGUUCUAAGCAACUGACCAACCACAGUCAAUUAUUCUCCUUACGUUUCAAAAAUAAUCGAUUGUGAUUGGUCAGUUGUUUACGAUUUAAAUCUUAAAACGAGGUUGUAGAUCGACACUAACGUGAUGAAUGUAAAACUGAAUUUAUUUUCCUGUAAACAUAAUAAAAAAUGCAUAUCAAGCUUUAUUAUAUAGAGUCUUCACAUCUUCGAUAGGCACCACAUAGAUGCACCCUAUAAUCUGAACGGCUUUGAGGCUGAGAGCCACGACUGUCAGUUGCGUGGCCCGCUGCGCGUCAAAGGAAGAUAGAAGGUGUAGCUCUCGAAAAUCGCCUGAAAUGAGCAAACUAUUCCGAGCUCUGAUGUAGGUCGUGCACGAGAAGCGUCUUUUAUCUCGAGUUCUCGCAUAAAAGUCGGUGUAUCGCGAACAAGUAUUGCUGUAUUUUACAGCCUCUCAGUCUCAGGACCGUUCAGAUUAUAAGGGGUGCAUCUAUGUGGUGCCUAUCGAAGAUGCGUUAGAGAAGCGCGCUAAUCAGCGCUAACACGUCACUCAAUAGCCCUGAGGCUGAGAGCCGCGACUGUCAGUUGCGUGGCCCGCUGCGCGGCAAAGAAAGAUAGAAGGCGUAACUCACGAAAAUCGCCUGAAAUGGGCAAACUAUUCCGAGCUCUGAUCUACACGAUUUCGCCAAGUUCACAACGUUUCUUGUUAAUUGGAAAUCCCGGAGAAAGCUCUCGAUUAUUGGAAUAUCGUAACAAUAGCAUUUCUCCGUUAAAUUGAUGAAAAAUACAUAAUGUUUGAGAUCUAUCACGGGGAUUUUGAUGUCUGAAUUUUAAACGAAGAAAAACAAGGAAAAAAAGAAAAAAGACACUUCUGUGUGCGCAAGUAUGAAAAAUAUGAGUACAAAAUAUGAGUAUGAAAUUUUCGCCUUAAUAAUUGUAAGAUGUUGUGAAAAAUUGAGAAAGCGAAUUGAAAUCAUUCUUUAUGUAUAUUCUGUAUCCUAUAUUCAAUUUGUAAGCAAUUUAUAAGUUAUCUUCGAAGGAUAGUUUAUGACUUCGUAGACUUAUCAUACUCACUAAGAUGAAUAGAAAAUGAUUAUUCAAUAUAGAUUCGCUGAUCAGCUUGUAUUAUUACAAAUUACACAAAAUUAUUUUGUCAUUUUAUUAUUUUAUUAUUAUUUUAACGUUUUUAGAACUGAACUGAACUGUUAUAUUGUUUAUGGUAUCUGUUGAAUUGUUUGCUGAAGAUAUAUACUAACUUUUUCAAUAUUUCCAUAGAAAAGAGUUUAGAGGGAGAUCGGGGAGAAUCGGCUUUAGAGACUUUUUUGAAGUCUAAAACUUUUAAUGCAUUCAUCUGCGGUAAACAAUGUAGCAAAGUUAAAGCAAUUGGCUAGAGAAGGAAUGCAUGUUGAUCCUAAAUAAAUAAGAGACUUUUGAAAGAGUACAAAAUCAGAUAGAUACGAAGAUGUCAAAUAUAUAUUUAUAAGUAGGAAAGGACGCAUAAUAUGAUAAAUAAUAAAUCGAUUAAAUAAUUCCUGUAAUUUGUGAUAAUCUUCUGUUUUUAUCUCGUAGGAAAUCGCCGUUUGUUCUGAAACGAAGGAUCUGUUCGGUUUAAUUUGAAUAGCAUGAAGUAUUUUCUAUUCAUUUUGAUGAGUAUUAUAAAUCUACAAGAUUUUGAUAACAUCUUUCGAUGACAUUCUAUAUAUCUGAACUCAUUUGAUGUGUUGUGGAACAAUACGUACGAUGUUUUGAUGUCGAUAUUUAGAUUGUAAUAUCUUAUUAUUCCGCGCGUACGUUAUAAUUUUGUAUGUCACAGCGAUAUUAUAAAACUGUAUUUAUUCAGCCUUCGCCUCGUUAACACCAAAAUCACUUAGUGGAUAGCGGUGGAGACUGAGGCUGUGGCUUUUACACUAUACGAUAUUUAUAGGAAAAAAUCUUUGAUAUAUCGCAACAUACAUUAUUCAGUACGGCGCUCAGAUACACGACGAUGUUUGUGCGAUAUGAUAUAUGAUGUGAUAUAUAUAUAUAUAUAUAUAUAUAUAUAUA
Messenger RNA from Odontomachus brunneus, 5395 nucleotides. RefSeq names its product eukaryotic translation initiation factor 2 subunit 3, Y-linked-like (gene Su(var)3-9). Gene Ontology annotation, cellular component: cytosol; nucleus; eukaryotic translation initiation factor 2 complex. Gene Ontology annotation, biological process: formation of translation preinitiation complex; positive regulation of translational fidelity. The transcript is spliced from 4 exons. NCBI's taxonomy places the organism in Eukaryota, Metazoa, Arthropoda, Insecta, Hymenoptera, Formicidae. Gene Ontology annotation, molecular function: GTP binding; translation initiation factor activity; zinc ion binding. The record is from RefSeq and is a predicted model, not a curated record. The coding region runs from base 402 to 2666 and encodes 754 amino acids.